UAUGUCCUCACUGGCCUAAUUUCGGAAUAAAGCAAUUAGCUUUAAAAAUUUUAGUUUUUAUUUAUCACAAAAUCGAAAAACCUUGACUCAGCCAGCCACCAAGAUCAAUGGCGACGCAUAUCCUGAGACGACAAGUGAGUCGGAUCCUUUCCCAUGCGAGCCCUAACUCUAAUCCUACCUCGUAUUUCUCUUUAGCUAGACCUUUCUCUUCGGCCACCGACACCAUUCGAGCCACUCUCUUCCCCGGCGAUGGCAUCGGCCCCGAGAUCGCUGAGUCCGUCAAACAGGUUUUUAGAACUGCUGAAGUGCCAAUUGAAUGGGAAGAACAUUAUGUUGGGGACCAAGUUGAUCCAAGAACUCAAAGUUUUCUAACUUGGGAAAGUCUAGAAUCAGUAAGAAAGAAUCGGGUAGGCUUGAAAGGUCCAAUGGCUACUCCUAUUGGUAAAGGUCAUCGGUCUUUGAAUCUUACUCUAAGGAAAGAACUUAAUCUGUAUGCCAACGUCAGGCCUUGUUACAGUCUCCCGGGUUAUAAGACUCGGUAUGAUGAUGUGAAUCUUAUUACUAUUCGUGAAAACACUGAAGGGGAGUACAGUGGACUUGAGCAUCAAGUGGUGAGAGGUGUAGUUGAAAGUCUCAAGAUUAUUACUCGUCAGGCAAGCUUAAGGGUGGCUGAAUAUGCUUUUCAUUAUGCUAAGACCCAUGGAAGAGAGAGAGUUUCUGCAAUUCAUAAGGCCAAUAUUAUGCAGAAAACAGAUGGUCUUUUUCUUAAGUGCUGUCGUGAAGUUGCAGAGAAAUAUCCUGAGAUAACUUACGAGGAAGUAGUCAUUGACAAUUGCUGUAUGAUGCUUGUGAAGAAUCCGGCACUUUUUGAUGUAUUGGUGAUGCCUAACCUCUAUGGUGACAUUAUCAGUGAUCUUUGCGCUGGAUUGAUUGGGGGCUUGGGCUUAACACCUAGUUGCAAUAUUGGUGAGGGAGGAAUAGCACUUGCUGAGGCUGUCCAUGGUUCGGCACCUGAUAUCGCUGGAAAGAAUAUGGCAAAUCCAACUGCCUUACUAUUGAGUUCGGUCUCAAUGUUGCGCCACUUAAAUCUCCAUGACAAGGCUGAUAGGAUUCAGGAAGCCAUUCUCAGCACAAUCGCAGAGGGUAAAUAUCGCACUGCUGACCUAGGUGGCACAUCAACAACAACAGAUUUUACAAAGGCCAUUUGCGAUCACCUUUGAAGUUUGUUCCUUUGAAGCAUUUCUAGUUUUUGCAUUUGACUUCCUUGCAAUUUGUUUGCUACGGUUUUUUACCUCAGCUUAAAUGUUUUCAUCCCUUACUAAGAGGAAUAAAAUCAUAUCGAAGAUGAUGGCUAUGCUUUCAACUCCCUAUCUUCAGCCGUGGAGAAUACAUGGCAUCAUUUAAAUUUGUUAAAAACAUAGUUCAAUUCAGAUGUCAUCAUCUUUUAACACUUUAAAGAUUGAUAUGUUCCAAUCUGGUUAUAUUUUUGGGUUUUA
Gossypium raimondii (Peruvian cotton) is the source of this 1496-nucleotide messenger RNA. RefSeq names its product isocitrate dehydrogenase [NAD] catalytic subunit 5, mitochondrial. Gene Ontology annotation, biological process: tricarboxylic acid cycle; isocitrate metabolic process. The transcript is spliced from 7 exons. Gene Ontology annotation, cellular component: mitochondrion. The record is from RefSeq and is a predicted model, not a curated record. Bases 108 to 1220 code for a protein of 370 amino acids. Lineage: Eukaryota; Viridiplantae; Streptophyta; Magnoliopsida; Malvales; Malvaceae. Gene Ontology annotation, molecular function: isocitrate dehydrogenase (NAD+) activity; magnesium ion binding; NAD binding.